Molecule: messenger RNA, 4744 nt
Organism: Labeo rohita (rohu)
Lineage: Eukaryota; Metazoa; Chordata; Actinopteri; Cypriniformes; Cyprinidae
Product: CD48 antigen
Exons: 5
Coding region: 1630-2589 (319 amino acids)
Source: RefSeq, a predicted model, not a curated record
GUUUUCAAUCCGAUCGAGUGUUUACGUGCACUCUCAAUCGUAUUAGAAAAGGGAAAAAACACCCCCUUCAAUCCGAUCGAAAUUUCAUUCAUCCGAUCCAGCUAAAUCGGAUCGACUAAGGUGUUUACAAUAACGUUUUUCAAUCCGAUUUAACCGUCAAUGAGAUUACAAGUGGAUUAUUUGGGUGCAUGUAAACGGAACUAUGCGUCAGUCGGAACACAGUUCAUGCAUUAAACUCUUCUAACGAGCUGGUGAUCUGAUUCAGCUGUGUUAAAAGAUACAUGCAAAAUAUGCAGAGUGGGUGCUCGCGAGGACAAAGAUUAAUGUUGAGUUCUAGACCAUUCAAAAGUAGAAUUUUCCCCACCUCCUACUUGGAAAUAACGUCUGGAUGUUUCCUCUUCCGAUUUCGUCUGGAACGCGGUAUAAUAACCGCUGGUCUAUGUGAUACGCAAGGUACAGCUAUAACGUAGGCUACACCGUAUACUCUUAAUAAAAAAAUAAAGGUGCUUUAAAAGGUUCUUCAAGCGAUGCCAUUGAAGAACCAUUUUUUGUUCCAUAAAAAACGAUUCGAUCAAAGGUUUUUUAAAGAACCAUUUCUUUAUUACCUUUUUAUAACCUGGAAAACCUUCUUUUGCCACAAAGAACCUUUUGUGAAACAGAAUGGUUCUUCUGAUGUUAAAGGUUCUUUAUGGAACCAUUUAGACAAAAAAGGUUCUUCUAUGGCAUCGUGAAGCACCUUUAUUUUUAAGAGUGUAUACCCAUGUAAGGUAUAAGGUUGCCGUAUACCUAAAAGCGCGUUUUAGGGCCUUUUUUUUUGUUGUUGUUUUGUUUUGUUUUGUUUUGUUUUGUUUACUCUGUUGGACCCUUAGGGACUUUCAUGUGACCUGGAUCUGACGUUACCUACAACAACAACAACAUUGCAUUGGCGGUCAUUCUCGCCGUAAGUUUGAAAUCGAAUGUAAGUCACUAAAGAAAAUAUGAAAUGAAAGAUAAAUCAGAUGGCACUCUUUCAGUGUUUUUUUACUGCCCCACUUUGGGAAAAGGUAGACAACAUUAUAAAAUAUUACAAAUAUUUGUUUAGUGUUUGGUAUACAGUUGUAGUGUACAGUUUUUGGUGUUGAUAAUUAGUAGUAUUUUAUCAAAUGUUAUUGUUUGAAUUGAUAUCCAUGUUUAUAUAGUUCCCAGGGUACUGUUUGGAGGGUAUGUGCAUAGGGAUAAAAUUGUGAAUUGAAAUGUUUAAAAACAUUAAGAAAUAAUGUUUUCAUUAACUUUUCAAGAUGAUAGAAUGGAAUGUUCCUGUAAAUUUCACAAUGAAAAAAAAAAAAAAACAGGGUUUUUGAAUGUUUAAAAAAAAAAAAACAUUGAGGAAUAACGUUUUCAUAACGUAAUGGCACUAUAGGAUUUUUUUUUUUUUUCAUCUCCGCCCACCCGCACGAGCAGACAGAAAAGGCAUAAAAAAAUGUAACCGGGCAUUCUGGACUUCUGGCGCGUUAUAAAAUUAAACAGGGUUUCUCGUAUAUAAGCUAAAACAAAUUUACUCGAAUCUCUGUAAAUCCCAAAGCGAUAAUUAUUUGCGCUGCGCAAUGUGGAAUUUAAUCACUAGACCCAAUUUACAGAAAUUUUAAAAAUAUGAUUCACAACAUUUUCUUUAUUCUUUGUUUACUGUUGAUCACAAAUGGUGUGUUUGGUGCUGAUGCAGGUGCAGGGAAGUCAAUACCAGUGAUGGAGGGAGAUUCUGUCACUCUAAAGACAAAGUUAAAAGUACAGGGAGAUGAUCAGAUACUGUGGAUGUUUGAAGUUAAUAAUUCAGACACUCGUAUAGCUGAAAUAUAUAAGCUCGUCAUCUCUAUAUAUGAUAGUAAUGAGAUAUUCAAAAACAGACUCCAGAUAGACAAUCAAACUGGAUCUCUGACCAUUAGAAACAUCAGAACUGAACACACUGGACUUUAUAAACUACAGAUCCUCACCAAAGAAAAGGUCACAUACAGGAUCUUUAGUGUUAUUAUGCAUGCUCGUCUACCUGUUCAUGUUAUCAGCAGUAACUCUUCAAGCUGUUCAUCAUCAUCAUCAUCAGGAUCAUCAAACGAGAAUUGUUCACUGGUGUGUUCAGUGGUGAAUGUGAGUGAUGUGAGUCUCUCCUGGUACAAAGGAAACAGUUUAUUGUCCAACAUCAGUGUGUCUGAUUUCAGCAUCAGUCUCUCUCUACCUCUGGAGGUGGAAUAUCAGGAUAAAAACACCUACAGUUGUGUGAUCAACAAUCCCAUCAGCAACCAGACCAAACAUCUGAACAUCAGUCAACUCUGUCACAAAUGUGCAGAACGACACCAUUUAUAUACCAUAAUGCCAGUAGUUGUUGCUGUAGUGACACUGCUGGUGGUGUUUGUAGUUUUGGGUCUGCAGUGUCUUCGCGCCAGGACCAUACAAGAACAACAGAAGGCAGUUCAGACUAGUGAGGAAGAGAUUCAUUAUGAAGAAACAACAUUUUCUGAACACAGUGUUCGCAGUAUGGUAAGAAAUAUUUUUGCUGUGUGCAGUGCAUCUGUCUGUCUGCUGAAACCUCAGCUUUUACUAGUGGAAUUAUACAAAUAAAUAUACGAAUAGACUUACCCUUAGGUCAUCCAAGAUAAGUUUGUUUCUUCUUGAGAACUGAUUCAGAGAAAUGUAGCAUUACAUCAUUACAUGGAUCCUCUGCAAUGAAUGUUUCCCGUCAGAGUGGGAGUCCAAACAGCUGAUAAAAACAUCACAAUAAUCCACAAGUAACACAUAAUACUUUUGUGUUUUUGUAAGAAACAAAUCCAUAAUGAAGGUGUUUUAACUUCAAACCAUUGCUUCCCUUUUAAUAUGGUUCCUUUAUCCUUAAUUGCUUUCACCAGUAAAACCAUAUUAUCUGAAUCAUAAUUAUCAAGUUGUGAAUUUAUGGGUAUUUUGGACAGUUUCAACUGAAAACAUCUUAAUGAUAAGUUUGUUUCUUACAAACAUGCAGUUUUUUACUUCACGCAGUGUUACGUUUUUGGACUGGAGUGGUGUGGAUUACUGUGAUGUUUUAUCAGCUGUUUGGACUCUCAUUCUGACAACCUGACCUAUUCAUUGAGAAAUGAGACUAACACAUAGAGAGACAGUGAGUCAUUGUCAGCCCACAUUUCCUGUGUGUCUGAUAUCAGGUCUAAAUACAAGUUAAAAAAAAACAUGUGAGAAAAUAAUGACUGAAUUGUCAAAGAUUCCUUUAACAAAUCAUGUGGAAAGUAAGAAGCAAGAAGCACCCCGUGAUCAUAUCAUGUGGUUCAUGUGAUGUGCUGAAUAACUAGAUCAGGGGUGGCGAACAUCAGUCCUGGAGAGCCGCAGCCCUGCAGAGUUUUGCUUCAGCCCUAAUCAAAUGCACAUGAACAAGCUAAUUAAGGUCUGAAGGGUUAAUAGAAAGCUACAGGGAGGUGAGUUUUAAUUAGGGUUGGAGCUGAACUCUGCAGGGCUGCGGCUCUCCAGGACUGGUGUUCACCACCCCUGAACUAGAUGUUUGUUGUCUUUGGUAUGAUGAUAAUUAAGCAAUAUCAAACAUGCAAGAGUGCUGUUGUAUUGGCUAUCAACAGCCACAGGUAAAAUGACAAUUCAGACGAACGGCAUAGUUGAGUGUGUGAUAUAAUAAAUCAGAGAUGUGUGUGUGUGUGUGUAUUCGUAAUUUAAUAUUUUAAAACAAAUCCAAUUAAAUUAAGGGGAAUGUAACUACUGUUGCAGUGUUUUAGCCUGUCUAGGCUGCUUUUGCUUUAGCAUUUUGCUGUUGUGUUGAUGCUACAUUAUUCAUCGAGAUCAGAUUUCAUUUACUAUUUUAUUUAUUUAUUUUUUUUUUUUUUUACAGAUAUUUGUUGGAGGAGGUCACACCAUGUACUCCAGUGUCAUCACAUGAUUUGAUACUUGAACAGUAUUGUAACUAUAAAUAUGUAUGUAUAAUGCUAUUGUAACAUGUAGUCUGUUUUGGCGUAGUUUUCCCUCUGUUUGUUCUGUUCCCAUUUUUCUGAUAUCCUAGUUUUCCAUAGUUUCUGGUUACUUUCUCAUUCAUUUCUGUAGUUAAUUGUGGUGAUUCAUUUCAGAAAGAACAUUAUGUUUUUCCCCCUGGGUUUUUUUCCUGUUUUUUGUUGUUGUUGAACGUGUUUUUUAGAUGUGGUAAUCAUGAGGCCAUUGUGCGCAACUGCCCACAUGUGCUUUUCCAGUUAGUUCAUUUAUUUUCCAUUUGAAGGAGGUGUUUGUGUGCUACAGUGUUGUAUAUUGCAGCUCUGUUUACCGUCAACGAUUUAACCUUAAACUGUAAAAAAAAAAAAAAAAAUCUGUAAAAAAAAAUGGAAAAAGUACUGGCAGCUUAUUACCUGUACCAUAAAUUUACAGUCUGUUAAUUUACAGUCUGCCACCAGUAAAAAACAGGACUUUUUCUGUUUUAAUGGUGUAUUUAUAUCUAGAUCUAUAUAUGAAGAGUUCAGAUGCAAAACCAGAUAAAUCCAUCUGACGUCUUUCUUUAAAAAAUGCAUUGUUAUCAGGCUCAGAUGUAUAGGUUUCUAUGUAAGUACCGGUACUUCUGAUUGGGCUGAGGCUGGUAUUUUAGCGAGUUUGAAGAAAAAGUAUUUAAUGGACGUAUAAUAUGUGUCAAGAGCAUUCACUCAGUAUCAUUAUCUCAUCUUUUGACUGAGAUGGCUUUUAGCUGGUUUUGCAUCUGAACUCUUCAUAUAUAAAGCAAAUAAAGCACAAUAUACAAAUUGAA